CCGUGCCGUUCCCUCCCACGCAGCGGCUGACGUUGAAGGAGGUGUUCGAGGACGGCAAGCCGCGUCUCGACGUCCUCAAGAGCCACCUGGUGAAGGAAGGCCGGCUGGAGGAGGACGCGGCCCUGAAGAUCAUCAACGACGGCGCGGCCAUCCUGCGGCACGAGAAGACCAUGAUCGAGGUGGAGGCUCCCAUCACAGUGUGCGGUGACAUUCACGGGCAGUUCUUCGACCUGAUGAAGCUGUUCGAAGUGGGGGGGUCACCCAACAACACCCGCUACCUCUUCCUGGGAGACUACGUGGACAGAGGCUACUUCAGUAUAGAGUGCGUGCUGUAUCUAUGGAGCUUGAAGAUAAACCAUCCCAAAACGCUGUUCCUCCUCCGAGGGAACCACGAGUGCAGGCACCUCACCGAGUACUUCACCUUCAAGCAGGAGUUUAUCCUGCAGUUUGUGAUUUUUUGCAGAACAACAGUCUGCUCUCUGUAAUCCGCGCUCACGAAGCCCAGGACGCGGGGUACCGAAUGUACAGGAAGAGCCAGACCACGGGCUUCCCCUCGUUAAUCACCAUCUUCUCUGCGCCUAAUUACCUAGACGUCUAUAACAACAAGG
Numida meleagris (helmeted guineafowl) is the source of this 608-nucleotide messenger RNA. RefSeq names its product serine/threonine-protein phosphatase 2B catalytic subunit gamma isoform. Lineage: Eukaryota; Metazoa; Chordata; Aves; Galliformes; Numididae. The record is from RefSeq and is a predicted model, not a curated record. Gene Ontology annotation, cellular component: cytoplasm; calcineurin complex. Gene Ontology annotation, biological process: calcineurin-mediated signaling. Gene Ontology annotation, molecular function: calmodulin-dependent protein phosphatase activity; calmodulin binding.